Molecule: messenger RNA, 844 nt
Organism: Ictidomys tridecemlineatus (thirteen-lined ground squirrel)
Lineage: Eukaryota; Metazoa; Chordata; Mammalia; Rodentia; Sciuridae
Source: RefSeq, a predicted model, not a curated record
AUGACCUGGAUGGCCCUUCUCCUCAGCCUCCUGGCUCAUUGCACAGGAACUGUAGCCUCUUAUGUGCUGACCCAGCCAUCCUCAGUAUCCGUGACCCCAGGACAGACGGCCAGAAUCACCUGUGAAGGCAACAGCAUUGGCAGCUAUAGCGUGUACUGGUAUCAGCAGAAGCCAGCACAGGCCCCAGUACUGGUCAUCUAUAGAGAUAGCAACAGGCCCUCAGGGAUUUCUGAUCGAUUCUCUGGCUCCAAUUCUGGGAACACAGCCACUCUGACCAUCAGCGGGGCCCAGGCUGGAGACGAGGCUGACUAUUACUGUCAGUCAUGGGACAGCAGUGGUACUCAUUAUGUCUUCGGUGGUGGGACCCGGCUCACCGUUCUAGGUCAGCCCAAGUCUUCCCCCUCGCUCACUGUAUUUCCACCCUCCUCUGAGGAGCUGCAGACCAACAAGGCCACACUGGUGUGUCUGAUCAAUGACUUCUACCCGGGUGCUGCAACUGUGACCUGGAAAGCAGAUGGUACCACAAUCAGCCAGGGUGUGGAGACUACCCAGCCCUCUAAACAGACCAACAACAAGUACAUGGCCAGCAGCUACCUGACCAUCACGCCUGACAAGUGGAAAUCUCACAAUAGCUUUAGCUGCCAGGUCACACAUGAAGGAAACACUGUGGAGAAGAGUGUAUCCCCUUCAGGAUGUUCUUAACCUUUUGUCCCUCACCCCACCCUCCUGAUCCUGGAAGUGAAGGACCCUGGUGAGGGACCCCUCCUUUUCCUAGUCCUCCCACUAAGCCCUUCUCUCUGAACCCACUGACUGCUCAAUAAAAUAUCCCAUUGUGAAUCAGAAA